Messenger RNA from Micromonas commoda, 1089 nucleotides. RefSeq lists its product with no specific name. Lineage: Eukaryota; Viridiplantae; Chlorophyta; Mamiellophyceae; Mamiellales; Mamiellaceae. Gene Ontology annotation, biological process: maturation of SSU-rRNA; protein phosphorylation. Gene Ontology annotation, molecular function: protein serine/threonine kinase activity; ATP binding. The record is from RefSeq and is a predicted model, not a curated record. The annotation marks the transcript as partial. Gene Ontology annotation, cellular component: nucleus; preribosome, small subunit precursor; cytosol. The transcript has 2 exons.
AUGAAGUUCGACGUCGAGGUGUUCCGCUACAUCGAGAAGGACGCCUGGCGCGUCCUCGUCUCCGUGGAGAUGGGCAUGAAGAACCACGAGCUCGUCCCGGUGGAGCUCAUCAACGCCAUCUCGGGCCUGAAGCACGGAGGCGCGUUCAAGUUCAUCCGAGACUUGCUCAAGCACAAGCUCGUGCAUCACGACAACAGCAAGUACGACGCCUACCGUCUCACCCCGCUCGGGUACGACUACCUCGCCAUCAAGGCGUUCGUCAACCGCGGCGCCAUCGAGGGCGUCGGGCGGCGCAUCGGCGUCGGGAAGGAGUCCGACGUCUACGAAGUCGUCACCGAGGAUGGGGAGACGCUCGCGCUGAAGCUCCACAGACUCGGUCGAACCUCGUUCCGCGCCGUCAAGAGCAAGCGCGAUUACAUCAAGAAGACGACCACCCACACCAACUGGCUCUACCUCUCGAGGCUCGCCGCGCUAAAGGAGCACGCCUUCAUGAAGGCGCUCGGCGAUAACGGUUUUCCCGUGCCCGUCGCCGUCGACGUCAACAGGCACGCUGUGCUCAUGUCCAUCGUCGACGGGUACCCCCUGACGCAGGUGGGACCGUCCAGGCUCGAGACGGGGGCGGUGGGGCGGGUGUACAAGCAGUGCGUGGAUCAGCUGGAGAACCUCGCGCGGCACGGGCUCGUGCACUGCGACUUUAACGAGUUUAACAUAAUGGUCAACCCGGAGACGACGAACAUCACGGUGAUUGACUUUCCGCAGAUGGUGAGCACCAAGCACCCGAACGCGGAGGAACUGUUCGUCAGGGACCUGAAGUGCCUGCACAAGUUCUUCCUCAGGAGGUUUGACUACAGGGCGAGCGAGGACCCCGACGGUCGGCGGGAUCCGGUGUUCUUCGAGAUCGCCGGCGGGGGCAAAUCACUCGACGUCUCCCUGAGAGCCAGCGGUUUCACGCAGAAGCAGUCGAAGGAACUCGAGGAGUAUCAGGCCGCUAAGGAGGCCGAGGAGAACGGCGGCGGCGGCGGCGGCGACGACGACGACGAAGACGACGACGACGAGGACGAUGAUUCGGAGCUCGACGACGACGACGAC